GUACGGUAUUACUACUGCGAACAAUGUGUUAUGCUUGCCAUCACUGCUACUCAUUUUCUUUCGCAGAUCGUAACUAUUCACGCGUUACUGUAGUAGAUGUAGUUGCAGUAUGCAAUUGGUGCCAUCCCAAGAGCUUUUCGCCAGUCUAUUAGCCGAGUGACAGUAUAGAGGUUGCGGCAAUGGGACAUCUGCGUCAUUUGCUAGAAUAUAACGAUGUAAAUGGGAUCCGUGCUCUCGUCCAGGCGCUGUGGGCUAGCAGACAGAAACACGGAUCCUUUACAAGCGCCGAUGCCGAUGAUGCGGUAUGGUUCCUACAGCGAACAGCGGACAACCCGGGGAUGCAGGCGGAGUUCUGGCCAAGGUUCCUUGGCCUGCUCACGCGCUGGGCUUUUACAAUGACCAGAGGUAGCAUCUCUGGACCGCCAGGCACUCCGGGCGGUGCAGCGGCCCUUGCGCCGUUGCAGCAGUGGCUCGCGGGCUUCCUGGAGUCGCAUGAGGUGCCCUGGAUAGUGCAUGCACCGGCGCUAUUGCUGCUAGCCGUGCUUUCAAUGCGGCUUGAGGCGUUGGAAGGGCCGAUGCAGCAACAGCAGCAGCAGCAGCAGGGGCCUUCACCGCAAGUUGCCGUGCACAGGGCCCUCAGCGCAGCCCUAGCACCGCAACGCCCCCCCGCUCCUGACCUGCUGCAGCACUCGGGCGCGGCGGUGACCGACCUCUGUGCGGCAGCGGAGCUGGUUUUGGAGCGGCUUGCGGUUGGCGGAGACCCCCUGCAGUUUGCUGAGCUCCUAGGGGCCCUCAUGGCCACCCUUAGCGCCGCCGUGG
Astrephomene gubernaculifera is the source of this 819-nucleotide messenger RNA. Lineage: Eukaryota; Viridiplantae; Chlorophyta; Chlorophyceae; Chlamydomonadales; Astrephomenaceae. The record is from the annotation of a GenBank genome assembly.